Messenger RNA from Lathyrus sativus (Indian pea), 396 nucleotides. The record is from the annotation of a GenBank genome assembly. NCBI's taxonomy places the organism in Eukaryota, Viridiplantae, Streptophyta, Magnoliopsida, Fabales, Fabaceae.
AUGAAUGCUCUCCCUCAAACGCAAGCGCAAACCGUUCCAGAUGCAUGGGAUUCCAAGGGUCAUCCUGCAGACAGAUCCAAAACUGGUGGAUGGGCAUCAUCUGCCAUGAUCUUAGGAUCAGAAGUAUGUGAAAGGUUAACAACAAUGGGUAUAGCUGUAAAUUUGGUGACGUAUUUGACUGGUACCAUGCACUUAGGAAGUGCUACCUCUUCCAAUAUCGUCACCAACUUCCUCGGAACAUCUUAUAUGCUUGCAUUGUUCGGUGGCUUUGUAGCGGACACUUUUUUAGGAAGAUACCUUACCAUAGCCAUCUUUGGAACUAUUGAAGCAAUUGGUGUUAUAUUAUUCGCAAUAACAAUAAAAAUUCCAAACCUUCAUCCACCAACUUGCUCAUAA